This is a messenger RNA of Lytechinus pictus (painted urchin), 3321 nucleotides long. RefSeq names its product mediator of RNA polymerase II transcription subunit 7-A-like. Gene Ontology annotation, biological process: regulation of transcription by RNA polymerase II. Lineage: Eukaryota; Metazoa; Echinodermata; Echinoidea; Temnopleuroida; Toxopneustidae. The record is from RefSeq and is a predicted model, not a curated record. Gene Ontology annotation, cellular component: core mediator complex; mediator complex. Bases 179 to 883 code for a protein of 234 amino acids. Gene Ontology annotation, molecular function: transcription coregulator activity. The transcript is spliced from 2 exons.
AGACGAUUGUCAUCCAAGCUAGCUAGCUAGCCGGCGCCGCGCCGAAGAGCUAGACUAGAGGUACGGCAGAAGAGAAAUCUUCGUUUUUCCUUGCCUAUUUCUAGUGCUGAUCUGUUCGAAAUUUGUUUCAAAUUUUCAGUCUUCGAGUGGCUCAAACAUCAAUCCAGGCUAAUACAACAUGAAUGAACCACAGGGAGUAAGCUCUCUCCCUCUCCCUCCAAUGAUGUAUAUUGCUAACUACACUGAUGAGCGAGUACUCAACAAGACCACGCCUAAACCUCCUCUACCCGUACAAGAAGCAUAUGGAAUGUUUGGAGCCACAUUCGUUUCCAAUGAUGAUAUCAUUCGUCCUCUCGAGUCGCAGGGUUUGAAGCGUCUUCAUCCGCAGCGGUUCGACCACAAGAAGGAGCUAAAGAAAAUCAACCAUUCCAUUCUUGUGAACUUCCUCGACCUCAUAGACACACUUAUCGUCUGUCCGAACGGGCCAAGGAGAGAGGAAAAGUUGGACGAUAUGAAUCUCCUCUUCAUUCACAUGCAUCAUUUGAUCAAUGAAUUUCGUCCACACCAAGCCAGGGAAACGCUGCGUGUCAUGAUGGAGGUGCAGAAACGACAGAGACUUGAUACGGCAGAACGUUUCCAAAAACACUUGGAGAAGGUGACGGAGAUUCUUCAGGGGUGUUUUAUGUCGUUACCUGACAAUGUUGAGAACAUUGAUAGCAAAGUUGCUGUUAAGAUAGAACCAGAGGCAGCUGAGAUGAUGGCCAGGGUAAAAGGAGAUGAUGUUGUUGUCAAGAGAGAAGUUGAAGAUAAGGUUGAUAAAGAAAAGAAUGAAGGAUCUCGCUACAAGGAUAAACUCAUGUGUGAUCUUAUUGAUGCACUCUGAAUAUAGACAUAUUUUUUGUUGGACAAAGAUACAUAUUUGAAUAUUUUGUUUUGUACAGUGCAUAAUAGGAGUGCAUAAUAUUUAUGCUGUUUCAAAGGGCAUUGCUUUGACUCCAGUAGUGCUUUCAGAUGCUUGGGCAUAUUCAAGUUUUCUAGUUCACAUUUUCUGGGUCAACUCCAGCACUCCCAGCAGGAUGUGAAUGCUUUUUAUUUUGCUGAAAGAAUCAGCACAGUGGCUUGGAUUUGAACCCAUGUCCCUCUGAUUGAAGGUCAAGGGUCAGAAACCAUACUAUAUCAUGACACUAUUUUAGGGAUAUCUUGACUGAUCAAAUAAUGCAAUUUCCACUGGAUGGUUACAUGUAUAUUCACAUGUAUUGUUUAUUCACCUGACAGUUUCAAAUGCUGUCAGUGCAACAUUUAAUUUUGCUAUGAUGUAGUCUACAGGUCUACAUGCUGUGUUGUGACUCCUGAAUUUAAAGCUAAAAGAAAGUAGUUGCAGCAAACAAUUAUUCCCUGAGAAAGUCUUUUAAAUCAAGGUUAGUUGUCAAGAUAUUAUCAUACAUCUCGAUCUGUUACGUUAUAUGUAAACUUAUCUUUGUAAAAUCGUGAAAUCUUAGCUCAAAAUCGAUAAUUCUGAUGAUCACUAACAUAGAAAAGCAUAAGUCGGACAGUGUAUUAAUAUUGCUUCAAAAAAUAACAGACAUUUUGAUGGAAUUCCAUGCUUAUUUUGCUCAUUUCUCAGCAAUUAUGCAUUUUCUCCAGAGCUAUUUGGCACAUAUUUAUUUAUACAUACAAACCGUUUGGUGGUAAUUUAAUUGGAUUCUGUUUUUGAGAUCGUUACCACAACUAGUAUUCAUCUUAAAAGUGUUAGUGUGAAAGAAUACUUUCCCUUUACACAUACCCUUAAGACUCUGGCCUCACUGGCCUUGAAUACAAAAAUUAGGCAAAUAGAUUUAGAAAGGAUUUUUAUGUGCACAGAAGUUAUUAUGAGGACGUUUGCAAAGAUAUAGAUUUACAGGCCUUGUUCAGUGAGAAAACAUGUGUGCAAAGGGCAAAAUACAAUUUACUCCUGAAAUAAAAAGGAAAAAGUAACGUAAAACUUGUCUGUAGUGACCACCCAAGGGAAACAAAAAAUGUGACCUUUAUAGACAAGUAAGAAUACAGAAUUCUGUAAGUAAAUACUUUCAUCUGAAUGUAUAUUAUUACUGAUACUUUUGGAGGAGUUUAUUCACAUUCUGUUGAUUACAUUUUUGGUAGACCUUAUACCGGUAAUGCUUUUCUCUCAGGCAAAAUUUCUCUUACCCCUGUACUGUAGGUAAGGCUAAUGGCAAGUUAGCCCCGCUGGGUUAAGCUUAGCCCACUUUCUUUUCUCUCAGGAUUUUUGCAAAGUGGGUUAACCUACCUAUAUAGUAUAGGAUUAUUUGGCCCUGCAAAAUAGCAGGGUAAGACAAGCAGUUAAGUAUGUGAAAUCCAGGGUUAAGAGUCACUGUUAGAAAAAAAAACAUACAGAGUCGGUGCUGAUAUCCAACCAGAGGUAAGCGCUCAUGAGUGGCUACCGCUCAUGGGUGGAUCCAGGAUUUUUUCGAAAGGGAGGCACAUUUUCCUGAGGAAAAAAAAAAGGGGGUUUUAACCAAAAUGAAGAAUGAAGGGGAUUUCGUCCACAAAAAAAUUUGACAAGCCAAAAAAAAAGGUCUUCACUUUCAGAUUGGUGGUUGGUUUACUUUUAUGCCGGCCCUUGCCGGGGCAACACAGGUAUGUCGUUAAUAAUAGAUGCAUGUAUGUGGGAGGGGGCACGAUGAGAGAUGAUGAUUUUUCUUGCCAAUUGAAUACAUGUAUUUGGGGUAGUAUACUACAGUAUGUUCAUCUGAAGAUUUAUUAUUCUGAAAAUUAAAACGGUUCAAUAUUCUGAAUGUUAGUCAAUCUGAAAAUUAAACAUGGUUUGUUAAAGUCUGAAGGUCCAUUAAUCAGUAAAUUAUUAAAAUUAGCCUUUUCAAGUUGUAAAUCAAAAUGAUCGGUAAAUAUUCUGAAAAAAUGAAGUAAUGUUUGCAUAACUUAAAUGUAGUACUGGCACUAUCAAACCAUUGGAAUAACAAACCUUAUCUUAAAUUGUUGGAAACAAACUAUCAGAAUAACAAACCCAACCGUGUUAUCAUUUUUUUUUAAUAAAUAAAAAAGAACAUAGGGAUAAUGCCGCAAAAGAUUGACAUUAAUUAACCCUUUUUCAUUUUUUGACUAAUGAAUAUCUUGGUAUAUGCAAAUUGUGUGUUUCAGAAUAACAAAUGUUUAUAAUAACAAACUUUUAGAAUAACAAGCAUAUACGGAGUAAAGCCCUCCUUGAUAUCACAUUGUCUCAACUCUUGUUUCAACUAUAUGUACUUGUACAUGUGGAAAAUGAUAAUGUAUGAAUAAAUUUCACCAUUUUGAUAAAAAAAAAUCUAA